UGAAAAAAAAAACAGUUUUGUGGUACACUACACAAGAUGAUUACUCAUUAAUUAUUAUGGAGAGAGCCGUUUUUUCUUUUUCUUUUUCAUUUUUUUUUUUUUUUCAUUUUUCACAAUGCCCUUGUAAUUUUAUCAUAAACCACCUUUUUAAUAUACGAUAUCUGUUAAACUGAUAAACUAGACACUUUGGUGCUUUGAUAGCUAUUUGUCUCUCUGGUUUGUUUCCCAAUAGUCUCAACUGUACAAACUGAGAGAGAGAAAGAGAGAAAUAUAAGUUGCAAGAAACGAGGAGUGGAAGAGAUUAGAAUAGCUAGGGUUUGAUUUAAUUUCAUCGGGAAGGAAACAAGUUGCAGAGGUACACGUUAACCCCUUCCGCGUGCAGCCCUUCUUUCUUUCUUUCUCUAUUUAUCUCUGUCUUGCCCUUUACAGUAUAUAUGUGAUUUUAUGUAACAAAAAGACACAGAGAGAGACUAGAGAGACUACUGUUUAUUAUGUAUAGCAAGGGAGAAAAGAAAAAGUACACAUUUCCGAGGGAGACCUGUCUGAUCUGAUUAUCUACCUUUUUACAGUAAAACCAGGCCAACACAUAUUUUAGAGGGAAAAUCACCUCCUCAAUCAAUAAAAAAAAGUAAUUAAAACAAAACAAAACCCUGUUUGUAAUUUUUUUUUUCUUUCUUUUGAUCAGUAGCUAUAGCUAAUAGGAUAGCAGGCAAACCCUGCAAACUUUAGGAUUUUCUGUAAAAAGACUCAGUUUUUUAGCUUAAAACCCGGGAGAACUAUAGCUUGAUAGGGGAACAGGGAGAAAAAUGGAAAUUAUUAUAUUAUGGGUUUUAGAUUAAUUAGUUAAUACAUAUAAUCGUGUGUGUAUAUAUGUUUUAUAUAAAUGGAUCAGUUUGGGGAGAAGAAGAAUAGUAAUACUAGUAAUAGUUCGAUGUUGAUGAUGAUGAUGAAUAAAAAUAGGGAUAAUAACAACAACAACAUGCCUCUAUCUUUCACCACUGGAAACCAAAGAGUCACCGGCGCCGAGAUCAAUAUUAAUCCUCAAGACUACAGUAAUAGUGGCAAUGAUGGUAAUAAUAAUAACAGUAAGAAUUUCUACACUACCCAUGAGAACAGCACCAACAACAACACUACUAAUCUUUCUUCUGCAAAAAUGAGAGGCAAGAUUAUGGCACAUCCUCUCUUCCCUCGUCUCUUGACCGCCUAUGCCAAUUGUCAAAAGGUAGGGGCACCUCCAGAAAUGGUGGCUAGGUUAGAGGAGGAGUUUAAUUAUAAUUUGAAUAAUAUUUCAAGAAGUAGUACUACAACAAGUGGGGGUUGCUCAUCAGAUAAUCAACCAGACCCAGCUCUGGACCAGUUCAUGGAAGCUUAUUGUGAGAUGCUGAUCAAAUAUGAAGAAGAGCUUACAAAGCCUUUUAAAGAAGCCAUGCUCUUCCUCUCAAGAGUAGAGUGCCAGCUAAAAGCCCUAACCGUUUCUUCAACCUCAGAUUCUCCUGAAGAAGAAUUGGAUGAUCAUCAUAUGAAUGAUGAUGAAGAUGAUGGUGAUGAUGGUGGUGGUGGUGGUUUAAUAGAUCCUCAAGCAGAAGAUAAGGAGUUGAAAGUUCAGCUGUUGCGCAAGUACAGCGGAUACCUUGGGGGUCUGAAGCAGGAAUUUCUUAAGAAGAAAAAGAACGGAAAGCUACCUAAGGAAGCCAGGCAACAGUUGCUCGAGUGGUGGAGUAGACACUACAAGUGGCCUUAUCCUUCUGAGGCUCAAAAACUGGGUCUGGCAGAAAGUACAGGGCUGGAUUUGAAACAGAUAAACAACUGGUUUAUAAACCAGAGAAAACGGCACUGGAAGCCAUCGGAGGACAUGCAAUUCGUGGUGAUGGAUGCUGCUCACCCAGCUCACUACUACAUGGACAAUAUCAUCUACAAUCCUUUCUCUAUGGAUACAAUCCUUUGAUCCUAUCAUGAUGCAAAAUCAAUUUCUUACUAUAUAUAUCUACAAAGUAUAUCAUUGGGUUUGUGUUGAUGUAUCUUUAUUAACUUAUAAUUAGCUAGACUUCCCCAUAUGAUGACUGUGAUGAUAUACAUGAGUCUUUAAUUAAACAUUACACUCUUUUUAAUAUACCCAACAAAUUUGUGUGAUCUUCUUUUUGUAAGGGGAGACCUAUAAUAUAUAUUGACUAACUAAUUAUAGCUUUAUUA
Molecule: messenger RNA, 2190 nt
Organism: Cannabis sativa
Lineage: Eukaryota; Viridiplantae; Streptophyta; Magnoliopsida; Rosales; Cannabaceae
Product: homeobox protein knotted-1-like LET6
Exons: 4
Coding region: 884-1945 (353 amino acids)
Biological process (GO): regulation of DNA-templated transcription
Cellular component (GO): nucleus
Molecular function (GO): DNA binding; DNA-binding transcription factor activity, RNA polymerase II-specific
Source: RefSeq, a predicted model, not a curated record